AUGUCGCGGCCUGUCUGCCGCUUCUUCCAGCAGGGCAACUGCCGCUACGGAGUACCAUACAGUCUCAGCAAGGAGACCCUGAAGAAGGACCUGACUGAAGACCCCCCGUCAUGGAUACUGUCCGCAUACGGUCCCGGCAAGGACGCCCCGGACCAGCUCUGGGGCGGCUUCCCCUUGGAGCAGAGCUUCGAGGAGCUCCGACUACACUACAUGAUGGGCGCCCUGUCCGGCAACCCGCAAAAAGCAGUGAGCGAGAUGGAAGAGCUCUACCAGGGCGCGAAGCAGCGGAUACAAAACGCCGUCAGCAACGUAGACGGCGCUAUUCAGUACAUUAUCGAGGGGGGCAACAGGCAUCCGAAUCGGCUCGACGUGUGCAAGGAGGGAACGCGGCCCGGAGGGACCAACGGCGAGUUCGCGGUGGGCAAGAGGACAAUCGGCGGGAGCGCCGCGCCGGCCUCAAAUCCGUUCGGCUCCGCGGCAGCGACAGGGUCUGCCUUUGGCCAACCGAGCAAGCCGAACCCCUUCGGCGGCGGGUCGUCCUCCUUCGGCCAGCCUUCACAGCCCGCACCCGCCUUCGGUCAGCCGUCGCAGCCGAGCGGUGCGUUCGGCCAACCGUCACAGCUGGGAGGCGGCACCUCGGCGUUCGGCCAGCCGUCGCAGAUGGGCGGCGGCGGCGGCGGCGGCUCCGCGUUCGGGCAAGCCUCCGCUCUGGGCGGCCAGAAGCCCAGUCCCUUUGGGGCGCCGGCGUUCGGACAGCCCUCACAGCCGUCGACGGCGGCCGCACCUGCCUUCGGGCAGCCGUCACAACCGGGCGGCGGCGGCGCGUUUGGCCAACCCUCGCAGUCUGGCGGUAGCGCUUUCGGUCAACCUUCACAGCUCGGGGCUUCGGGAGGCGGUGCUUUUGGCCAACCGUCACAGAUGGGAGGAGGAGGAGGUUCGGCCUUUGGUCAGGCUUCGGCGUUGGGACAGAAACCCAACCCCUUCGGAUCCAAUACGAGCGCUCCCAGUCCAUUUGGAAGUGCAGGCUCGGCCAACCAAGCAUCGUCGCCGUUCGGGCAAGCAGCGCAGGCGGCUCCCGGCCCGUCUCCGUUCGGAGCGGCCACCUCAAACCAAGCAGCGUCUCAGACGACGGGUGCAUUCGGCAAGCCUUCUGCCCUCGGGCAAACGACAAGCCCCUUUGGACAGGCGGCCGGCACGACCGGGCCAUCGCCGUUUGGAAGCACCGCUCAACCCGCCGCAGCCAACCCGUUUGGCAAGCCCUCACAGCCCUCGCCAUUCGGUGCAGCGCCGGCGUCUUCGGCCAUGGACACGUCGACUGCCGCUCCUGCGCCCUCGCCGUUUGGCCAACCGGCGGCACCCUCGCAGCAACCGGCGGCAGCGAACCCAUUUACCAAGGCUGCGUCGGGCUUCGGCCAGCCCGGUGCCGGGGGUGGUGGUUUCGGGGCGCCGCAGACUACGGCAGCGCCACCGGCAGGAGCAGGAGCGGCGGCAAGCGGCGCAUCCAACAACCCUUACCCGCCGAACGCGUCCCGCCAACACCCGCCCUUUGAGAGCUACAGCACCAAGGACGUGUCCGGCAACCUGGCCACGUUCAAGGGCAAGCAGGUGGCGUACAAGACCGCCAAGGACGGCGGCGAGACCAUGGCGGGCGUACAGAACUUUGACGGCUCCUUCGUCAAGAUAUGGUUCCCCCGGGGCCCGCCCCUAUACUACGGCGCCACCGAGGUGGAGGACAGCAGGUACGACGACAGGACCAGGGCGGCGUACGAGGCCUUUGUGAGGACGGGGAGGUUCGAGGGCGGCGUGAUGCCCGAGGUGCCGCCCAAGAGGGAGUGGUGCGCGUGGGAUUUCUAG
This is a messenger RNA of Thyridium curvatum, 1854 nucleotides long. RefSeq lists its product as uncharacterized. NCBI's taxonomy places the organism in Eukaryota, Fungi, Ascomycota, Sordariomycetes, Thyridiales, Thyridiaceae. The record is from RefSeq and is a predicted model, not a curated record. Gene Ontology annotation, molecular function: metal ion binding. The transcript has 3 exons. Bases 1 to 1854 code for a protein of 617 amino acids.